AUGUCCCAUUCCGCACCGCAACUUCCGCCAACUACGACAGCAGAGAACCCGAUCGCAGCGGUUGGACGGAGGGUGAAGUCGGCCUUGACCUCAAGUCAACAGCCCAGCAUUCGGAUCCAGCGCGCAAACGGAGAGCCCCUAGAUAAAGGCAAUGCGGAGGAAUCAGCUUCUCACAAUAAAGCCACGAGUAAAGAAAAAUCAUUCUUUGGUCGCUUCAAGUCGAUCUUCAGCGACGACGAUGGCCAUACCGAGGAAUCUGCCGCUUCGAGGAACGAAUAUGACAAUUCCAUGGUGGACAUGCUAGAUGUCAUUGACCCCGAAGUUGCAACACUGUCCACCCUGACCAAUGUCCAAAACUCCCUAUUCAUACCAUCCCUAGGCAAGAUUAUCAACCGGCGACCAGCCUAUCAAGUUUCAGAAAGCCCAGAGGAUGUUCGCACUAUGAGUAAGGUCAAGAGGAUCUCGAAGGAGCUGAGGAAUCCGCUUUCGCGUCAUAAGAGCUCCACAACUGCUCAGGCUAAACUCGAGUACGCUGUUCUGCCGAACGGCGAGAAGCUUACUGGAUGGUCAGAUGCCGAGAAGGAGGAAUUGGAUGACCUGGUCAGGCACCAGCUUCAUUCCAGAAGAGCCAAAAUAAAGCGCGGAUUGAAAGGCCUGGUACCCUCGCUACUCGGUCUCCCGACUAAUUAUCUUGUAGCUAUGGGACUUUUCAUCACGGUCUACGCUACACUCAUUACUCUUUUUGGCGCAGCCUGGGUGUUCUUCCUCAUCGGCUGGAUUUCUCUGGGUUCAAAGCAAAGCUACAUCGUAAACGUAGUUGACAACAUCUUGGUCGCGUUAUUCGCAAUCAUUGGAGACGGCCUAGCACCUUUCAGAGCAGUCGAUACCUACCAUAUGAUAUACAUCGCGCACUACCACCGCGUCUCCUGGAAGCUCCGCCAAGAACUCGGCCUCCCUGACCUGGUAGACCGCAACGACCUCCCUGAGCAGCGCGAAGAAGACGCUGCGCACACUCGGAUCGACAUUGAAAGCUUGGUGGCAAAGCGUAUGCCCCGCGGUAUUGCUCGAAAGGUCGCACCCAUGAUCCCAAAGAAGUACGCCGACAAGUACGUCGCUCACAGCAAAAGUAAACAACGGGACCCAGCCUUCGAAUACUCAGUGUUGACCGACGAGCAACAAACCAAACUAGAGUACCACGAGCGCAAAUUCUCCAAGAGCCACACCUUCUACAAGCCUCACGAAACAGAAACCCACUACGCAUUCCCCCUCAAAUUCCUGGUGGCGGUCGUACUGCUUCUAGAUCUGCAUUCCUGUCUCCAGAUAAGUCUCGGUGCUUGCACUUGGGGCAUAAAUUACAAAACCCGCCCCUUCGCCCUCACGACCGUCAUCCUCUGCUUCAGCAUCACCGCCAAUAUUACAGCCGGCAUCCUAAUCUCCAAAGGCGACAAACGCACCCGCAAGCAUGAAGUUAUAGAGCGCCUGAUGCGGCAAGAGCUUACCGCGGAAGCCAUCGAGGGAAUCACGAGACGGCAGCUUAAAGACGCAGAAGCUAGGGGAGAAAUCAGCCCGGAGGUGAGGAGGCGGAUGGAGGAGGAGAAGGAGGAGAAGGAGAAUGAGGAGAUCAAGAGGCACUGGAAGAACGUGCCGUUGUUGCCGAAGACGUUACUUGGGAAGGGGGUGGAUAAUCGACAGCCGGCCUUGCCGAUUGAGGAAAGGAGAAGCAGCUUGCAGGUCGAUAUCAAGGAAGAGAAUGGGAAGAGAAAGAAUACUAUUAAGAGGAAGAGUUUGCCGCCUAUUCAAGAAGAUGGGGGAAAGCAAUUGCCAGUCUACCCGCAACCAGCGGUGAAGAAGGUUGGAAAUGGGCAGGCCCGGGAGGGGCAAACGAAAGGCCAGAAGGUCAUGGAGUUCUUCAGGAAGGCAGACCUGGAUAGGAGUUGA
Molecule: messenger RNA, 1938 nt
Organism: Drepanopeziza brunnea f. sp. 'multigermtubi' MB_m1
Lineage: Eukaryota; Fungi; Ascomycota; Leotiomycetes; Helotiales; Drepanopezizaceae
Source: RefSeq, a predicted model, not a curated record